Gloeophyllum trabeum ATCC 11539 is the source of this 443-nucleotide messenger RNA. RefSeq lists its product as uncharacterized. The record is from RefSeq and is a predicted model, not a curated record. Bases 7 to 276 code for a protein of 89 amino acids. Lineage: Eukaryota; Fungi; Basidiomycota; Agaricomycetes; Gloeophyllales; Gloeophyllaceae. The transcript has a single exon.
CCCGCAAUGCUGGUCUAUACUGGUCCACCAUUUCACCAGCGCUUACAGGGGGGUUCGCGCGUCUAUCGCCGAGCACGUCCAACAAAGGUGCCGAAGUCAAGUAUCAAGCGUGGUAGUCUACUUCUGAGUCGGCCAUCAUACUACUUCUCAUCUCUUGCUUUCUCAGGCGAGAAGCCGCGCACCUCUCCUGAGAAGUGGACGUGCCACCUCACGCAAUCGUCACUCUUCGGCACUUACCCGUCUUGGAUCGUGCCCCCCCUGUGUCCCCUCCGCUGAGGGAUCUGUGGUACUCACUAGGAGAUUGCCGCUGUCUUGAACACCGGCUUCUCGUCUCUCCUUGAGUCCGUCGUACCUCGCGCCCACCUGCUUUCGAUUUCACUCUGGAGUUUUUUCCCCCACGGCUGCAAGGUCCAUCGUUGUUGGUGGAGAAUCAGCGCUAAUAG